This is a messenger RNA of Cinara cedri, 6078 nucleotides long. The record is from the annotation of a GenBank genome assembly. Lineage: Eukaryota; Metazoa; Arthropoda; Insecta; Hemiptera; Aphididae.
AUUUUUUUUAUCUGAGGAAAAUGAUUUCUGAUUGCACAACCACAAUAAAAAUAAACCACAAAAUAUAUGAUAAUUAUUGAUAAUCGGUUAAUUGUUUAUUUGUUUGUGCCUGUUUAACCGAACACGCCGUCGUCGCGCCCGUGAAAGGUGCGGUGCAAAAAUAUGCACGAUCACGGGGCACCGUGAUUGACAUUUUCUGGACCGUGUCGUUAUCAGAUUUUUGGCUUGUUUCAAAGGUCAACAGGUCCAUUGAUUUGACACCGAAACCAGAGUAGGUAAUAAAAAGUCAAUACCGAUAUCCGCUCGCCCUCUCAUCCACAUCUCAUCUAUUUUUGAAUAGUUUUUAUCACGGGUUUUUUCCGCACUGAAAUUAGACUCCUCCGACCUAGUAGUUCACGACGACUCCACAAAGACACAAACAAGUAAUAGUUUUGCUAAUGUUGUUGCACGUUGUUCACUCUACAAAAAUGGAUAACUACAAAUGUUGUUCCUUGUCCGUUGUCGACGUCUAUGACAUCGCACAAGAAAUUGGUCGUGAAUUUGAAAGCAUCAUUGAUGCUUACGGCACUGACGCCAUAACGGGCUUGAUGCCUAAGGUGGUCACCGCUUUGGAGCAGAUGGAAAUGUUGGCUAUGAAAAACGAACGUGAGAACACCACUGUAGAGGAUUUGCGAGCUACAAUAAAUCAACUAGAAAUAGACAAACAGGAACGGACUGAAGACAGGAUUAAAUAUGAGAAGGUAACUCUGGUUUCUUAAUGAUUUUAAAUUUCACUUGUACCGAUAAUUGUAUAAUAUCUAAUUUUAUAGGUACUUAUUUUAAUAAAUAAAUUCCUUUUUUAUUGUAUUCUUCAAUAGUAUGAAUUUUACUGUAUUGCAGGAAAUGGAACAAACUGAGGAAAAGUGGCGUGAAGAUUAUAAUGAAUUAUUAACUACAGUGACUAGGCUUCAAGAUGAUAACCGAAAAUUGACAGAGUCUUUGCAAGCUGCUGAAAAAGACAAGAUUGUCGAUUCUAAAUGUAUUGUGUUAAAUAUUUUCAAUAAUAUUUGAUAACUUAUAUUUUUAUUUUUUAUUAUUAGCCCAAGUUUUAAGUCCUGAUGUUGAUACUGUAGCCCUUCAGCGUCUACGCCAUACAGUUGAUCAAAUGCGAGAUAGUAUUAGGCGCUAUGAACAUCAAUUAAAUUCAAAAAACAACGAAGUUGAUUCUGUAAGUUGUUAUUUAAUUAAAUGUCAGAUAUUAUAUGACUGAGGAGGUAAAUUGGCAUACAGAGUGCCUCGCCAUAAUUCCAGAUCUUUAUUAAUUUAAUUUAAUUUUUUAUUUUGUCAAUUGGAUUUUGUAUUAGAUGGGUACCUAUAUAUAUUAUAUAGAGAAAAGUUAAGGUUGUUUUUCACUUCAUAUUCACUGAAAAAAUAUUAGGUAUAUUUUGUUUGAAAAAAUUUACAAAUUGUCAAAAUAGUAAUUUCACAAUAAAUAUUAUUCUAAAAACUGAAUGUAUCAUACAUACUUACAUAUUAAAUUCAUCAAAUAAAUAGUUUCUUAGUAAUAGCCAUUUUAAUUUAUAUAGAAGGGGUAUAAAUUACUUUAUAGUAAUAUAAUUAUAAUUCCCUACUAUAGUAGUAAUCUAUUGAAGUAUUGGAUAUAAUUUUUUUCGUCAUACUUCCAGAAAUUAAAACUGCUAUUCCUAAGAAACUCUUCAUUGGAUAUAAUAGUAGAUUAAAUUACGAUUUUCAGAAAAUUGUAUUACACUGUAAGCAAACAAAGUUUUUCCAUUUAGCGAUGAAAUAAAAAUUUAAUUUUUAUCUAAAUCUAUAUGAUCAAUAUGGCCCUCACAUAAAAUCUGAUUGAAAUAAUUAAAUACUGAUAUUGAUAAUAUAUUGUAUUAAAAAUGACAAAUUUUUUUCUCAUAAAAUCUCUUUAAAAUUGUAAUCAAUACUCUUUCUCAAGCUAGUAUACACUGACUAUGGAACAAUUUUUGUUCGUUUCUGUACAUCUGCUAUAGUAACUGGCUACUAACGGACGCAUAGUGUGGGCCCCCACAUAAACCUGUUCAGUGGGGCCUAUGAUCUUUUCAACGAAAUAAAAAAUAAUAAUAAUGGGAGGAAAUCGUGCUGAGACUUUACACAGCUAUCAGUCACGAUGCGCAAACUCCGUAUAUUCUAGUUUUUGAGAUAAAGUAUAGAUCAGUUAAAAGUUAUUGAAUAUUAAAUGGCUCUCAAUCCAUAAAAAUAAUUGCCUAUUUACAUAAUGUGUUGUAAAUUAUUACAAUUUUAUUAAUUAAAAACAUAUUAUUGUUAAUUUCUCUAAGAAUCUAUAAUAUAAUAUAUAUUGAAGAUAAAUUAUAAUAUUCACUAUCAUUAAAUUAACAUAAAACUAAAAUAUUUUACCUUAACAUAACCCAGUAAGUUUUCUCAAAAAAAUUUUAAUUGUAAUAAAAUAACAUCUAAAUGUUUUUUUGAAAUUUACUAUCAUAAAAUUGCUUAUGUAACAUUAAUAAUAUUGCAAUGAAUAAUUGGUGAAAUUAUCAUCAAAAGCGUAAUUCAUUAAAUUUAUUACCCAUAUUAACUUCUAAAGUAUGGUUAAGCAGAGUUUAUAAAUGAUUAAUCCAAAACAAUCAUUAGUUUUGAAGCUUGGAUAUUCUGUUAAUUAACUCAAUAUUGUUCAGUAUUUUAGUGUACAUACCAUAGUCUAUUAAUGAUACAUACCUGUACCUGUAAGUUUAAACUUAAUAACCGAUAAUUUUUUGUGCUCUUUUCUUCCAAUAUUUUAAGUAUUUUGAUAGUUUUAAUAUGUAAAAAUUUCAUAAUUUCCUCCAAUUUAUUAGCUAAACCAUGUCAAAUGCAUUCUAUGUUUACCUGGAGAUAUGGUAGGGUCACUCGCUUGCUCAGACUACAAUAAUAUUCAAUCUUCAAAACUAAUUAUUUUCAAAAAAAAAUUUGCAUAAUUUCUAGUUGACGCUGAACUAGGUUUAUACUGUAUCAUGUAUAAAUGUAUUAUUUCUGAAUUUAUUUAUUAUUUAUUUUGAAUUCAUUUUUAAAAACUACUAGUUUUAUUAAAUAUCUUUUAUAGUCUAACAAAUAUUAAAUCAAAAUUAACCAUAAAUAAUAAGUAAAAUAAGCAUUUAAUUUGUCAUUAAUCUUUAAACUUAUGGAUCGUGACUUGAUUUCACGUGAAAUAAAAUAAUUAAUUAAGGAAGAUUUUACCAGAGGGAGAAAUUAUAUUUCACUUCUUAAAAAAAUUGUCAAUUUGCCAUUUAUUAUUAUACAAAUUAGAAUUAAUAAUUCUAAUUUAUAAUACUAUUUCAAUUCUAAUUUAUGUAAUAAUAAAUACAAUUAUUAUUACAGCUGACUAUUCAAGCAGAAAGGCUGCAAACUACUUUGAAGGAUUUGCGGCGUAAGCAUCGUUUUGUUCAAACACAAUGUCGCAGUUUAGUAGAAGAAAGAGCAGAUAUUCUUUCUCAACUCCAGAAGCAGCAAAAAGAAUUUAUAUCGCUUAGGCAAAGGUUUGGGAUGGCUCAAAAAGAAAAUGAAGAUCUUUCCAAGUAUCAAGUAAAUUAUUUUAAAAUUAAAUAUAUUAUUAUAUACAAUAAUAAAUUGAGUCAGAUAUUAAUUUUUUUUAUUUCUACAGAAUGAUUUACCAGAUUUGAAAAACAAAGCCAUUUAUGAUUUGGAUGAUCCAGAUAGACCAAAAUUUACUACAAAUGAACUGAAAGAUAUUUUGACUGAACGAAAUGAAUUAAAAACUCGUGUGAAUGAUCUCGAAGAUGAACUUUCUCAAUUUAAACCUGAUAUUCCUAGACCUGAAGAUCUGACAAUAUCGUAAGUAAACUUAAAAAGUGCUUCAGCUUUUAAAAAAAACUCUGCUUUAAUCAUCAUAAUUUUAAUACCAAAACAAAAUAACCGAGGAAAGUUUAAUAAUUUGUUUUUUUCUUUAACUUAGUACCUACCAGUCAAUAAAAAAAAGUUUUAUCACUAAAUUAGCACAUUUUUAUUUUACAUUUGCACGCUUGGUACAAUAUGCUUACAAUUUGCUUGGUUUACAACAAAUCUACCACAUUGUGCAUGUAAACUUGUACAUUAGCCAGGCAAGGGAUGAAGUCGAAGAAACGCGGGUACGAAGAAUUUUGUUACGAAACUGUACAUCCAGAACUGACAGUGACCGAAAAACUCUUGACACCACUCAGGUCAAUCAGAAAAACACGCAAGUUUCAGAUGAGAACACCUCUGAAAGCUCUACAGAUGUAACAUUCUCCCCAUGCAGGCAAGUUUCAAAUGCACUACUUCUGUUCGCCUACAAUACUUGGCAUUUCUAUAUUGAUUUAAAAGUAAUAAAAUGCUUACAUUAUCUCUUAUAAGUUAGUUGCUCUAUUACAAUUAUUGCUGUUGUUAAUAUUUUCAUUUCGCAAACAAUGCACGGUGGUAGAAUAUUGAAUAAUUUUCUUUUCUUAAUUAUACAAAUCAAAAAUAUCAACAAAUGUGAAAUUAAAUGACAAUAAUACUACAAAGUAUACAAUUUUAAAUUUUGUUUACAAAUUUAAUUUUUAUAUUUCAAUAGCUUAGUGCAAUUACAAAACGUUUAAAUAUUAAUUUUUUCUUGCUCAGGUCUGACGAUGAACAGGAAGAAGGUCCUGUUCAAGGGCCAUUACCUCUAGAACCUGACGAUGCACCAUGGAAACGGUCAGAAUCUGGUAUUCGUAAGCUGUAAGUUUUUAUAUUAUUGUGAUAUCAAAAUAUAAUUAAUGAAAUGGUUGUUUUUAACAUUUUUUUUUUUUUUUUUGUUUGCAGUUUUCGUAAAAUGUUUGGGGAAACUGACAAUGUAUUAUUUUCUAAAACUAGUCCUAAACAUCCUAAGUUAUCGUUUCCCAAAAUGGCUGUAUCCAUUGGUAAUACGUCUAUUUUGGCACCAUCUGAAGUGUGAUAAGUAAAAUCUUGAUCUCAAAUUAAAUUAUUUUUUAUUAAUAUUUAUAACAAAUAGGUAUAUCAAUGCAUAGAUAGCUUUAUUAUGUGGGAUCAGUAAACAUAAGCGUAACUUAAAAUCAAAUUAAUAUCAUUAUUUUAUAACUAUUAUCAUUAUUAUUUUUAUUUAUACAUUUUACAUUAUCAUCGUGGUUAAUUUUUAAUAUUUAAAUACCUAAAUCGGCUAGUAUAUUACAGCUCAUUCACAUUUUACUUUUUUUUCAUCAUUAUUUGUAUUAUUUUUGUAUUUUUUUUUUUUUUUUUGUCCAACCAAAGUAUGUUUUAUUAAAUUAAAUUUUAAACAUAUUUAUUUAUAUAUUAUAGGUACGUUUAUCCGUGGUGGGUUUGUUAGAAUUUUAGGUUACCGUGUUAGUGCUAAAAAUAAUAUUUGACGAAAAUGUGCUAUUUUAAUUAAAUUAAUAAACCCUAUUUUAUUUAUUUAAACCUCUGAAAGACAUUGAUUAUAAUUAUCUAGGUUUUAAUUUUUAAAUUUUUUUCUGAUACUUUUAUUUAUUUUAUUAUUGUCCAACAAAAUAUAUGUUAUGCUCCGAUUAGUUAACUUUUUCAUUGACUUAAAGUUAAAAUAUGCUCAUAAUGUUUUUUUUAUAUAUAUAUAUAUUUGUACACAAUAUAGUGUAAUAAUAUCAUUGAUUAUACAUAUUUGUAUUUAUAACCAAUGGUAAUAUUAGGACUGCUAAUAUGCUUCUAAUGCAAUAAUAUGAUGACUCAUCUAGUCGAGUAAAAAAUCAUAUAAAUAUUGGUACUAUUAUUUUUUAUUUUUUGUUGUUUUUGUAUUUAUUUAUUAAAAUGAAAGUAUAUUUUUAUAGUAAUUUGUGAAUUAAAUAUUUAACUAUUACAUUAAAUUUCAUCUUGUAAUUCCCUGCGCUUUUAAAUUUGUAGAGUGCAUACAUGUGCUUUCAACAAAAGAAAACAAACAAGGAAAUUUACUUUUAAAUGUAAUGUUGUAAUAUUAUACUGAAUAAAAAUUUGUACUUCCAAAAUAUUAUUAUUGAAAUCAAAAUAAAGUUACUUAAUAGGUACUUUAUGAUGUUUAAACUAUUUUAUUUGCUCAUGUUAAAAGUAAUAUUUAUCUGUAAGCCAAAUAUAUUACUGGCAUUGUUAAAG